CGGAUUCAGUAGUGAGAGAGGCAAGAGUUUGUGUUAAUUUUGUGAAAAAAUUGACUAGUUUUUGAAUUAAGUAAAGACAUAAAAUCGUGAAAAAUAUAUGUGAUUGAUACGAGAUGUCGCAAGAAGAUGAGAGUACAGAACAGCCGAAUCAAGAUCAGGGCGCGCAGCAUGCGAAGAAGGCCCGCACGGCGGAAAACAAGGUGUCGAUGAGGCCACCUCAGAUUGUUCCGAAGAAUAAAAUUAUGAGGGAUCAAGAGAAUCCAUUGAGCAAGAGGAGCAGGCAGAGAAAUAAUAAGCGAAAUAAGUUGAAGCAGACCAACCAACAGAAUUGGAAGCAGGUUCAUUAUGGAAAUAAUAGGCACAAGAACAACAAUGCUUCCACCGGUGGCGCCGUGAAGAACAAUAACAAAGACGAGCAGCUGCAGCACAAAACCAGCAACAUGCGUUCCCGGAACGUUUUCUUGAACGCGACGUUCACCAUGGGCCGAAAGCGCGCGAUGACAUUUCCCGGAAUAUCGAAGUUCUUCCUUCCCUACAAGCGGCCGCGCAAAGAGUGCAUCAUACCGCCCACCAAGUUCCUGCUGGGCGGCAAUAUAAGCGACCCUUUGAAUUUGAACAGCCUACAUGACGAGGAAAGUGGCGCAUUCAAUAAAACGACAGAUGACAUACCGGCUAUGACGCCAGAAGCUGCGACACCGGUUAGUCCGAAGGAAGAAAAAUGUGAAGGGAAAGAUUCGGCAGCUUGCAAGAAGGAGGAGAAUAAAAAUAAAUGUACGGAAAUUAUUGUGAAAGUUGAACCUGCGGAUGAGAAUUUGACUCAUAACGCACAGCCACAACACCAAGCGCCAAGUACACCAGCCCCAAGUAGCACCCAGUCCGGCGAUCGUGUCCAGGUUAUAGUGCCACCUAACAUGUUUGACCCCUUAAAUCUUCUGCAUCCACAUGAAGAAGAUGCAGAAUAUGAGAAGCAACUAAGUUUAUCUUCGCCUAUGAAGAAAAAGGCUCGCAGUCGAAACAAUAGGAAACGAAGGGCGUCGAAGGCUAAUACUAGCACUGCUUCGACGCAAGACGGUAAUAGUUCGACAACAAGUUUGGAUAAUACCUCCGAUAAUAAGGACUUCAAUGAUAUAUUUGAUGUCAGCGAUAUAGUGAAGGCGGAUGCAGAAAUUGACGAUGCCGAUAAAUUAUCGGACCAGACUAAAUCAAUUAUGACAACUCCUGUGAGCAUUCAAAGUGAUAAUGAGCAGGCGGAUACUAUUACCAUUACAUCUAUAAAUUCAAACUCCUCUGUGUCAAAUACUAGCACGUCUACUAGAGAAUUGAAAUUGGACUUGAGUAUCGCCAGUACAAAAAGCAAUGUAUCGAGCAAAGAUGGUAUUGCUGGACAACGAAAACAAAGGAGAUUGGACUCCAUGGAUAAGAUUGUCAGUCCUGUUAUACCACAACCUGGAGCCUGGAUGAGGCCGCACAGAGUCGAUAAAGGUGGGCAAAGAGGAUCAUGGCGAGGUCGCGGGAGAGGCGGCCGAGCUUCAAAUAAUUCAUCAAUAAACACGGGAUUAGAAUUAAUUCCGGAAUCUACAGACGUACCUUCAAGUAGUGUUUCUGAAAGUACUUGCAGUGGUGAUACUACACCAAGUAUUCAGGAAAACUUAACAGGCAGUAUCAAUGAUGAGACAGAAAGCAAUAAAACAAUCGUCGAGGAAAAAGAUAUAAAGAUGGAUGAUAGUGAAGAACAGAAAGUUGUCGAGGAAACAAAACCUAAAGUACCAAAUAUAAGGAAAGACGGAAAAAGAUAUGAGCAUGGGAAUUAUGAUAGAUAUUAUGGAUACAGAAAUCUCAAUGAAUCAAUGGAUGUACGAUUGAAGGUGUUUCAAAUGCACAAGCACUUAUUCCAAGGUCGCGACAUUUUGGACAUCGGCUGCAAUGUAGGCCAUGUGUCUUUAUGUGUAGCUCGAGAUUUAGGUGCCAGAUCAAUGACUGGUAUAGAUAUUGAUGAUAAGUUGAUUCAACGUGCUAAAAAGAAUCUUCGUCAAUACGUAACGAUACAUAAAAGUGCUCAACUGACAACCGCAUCCGCUGUGACGAUUCCAUCUGAUCAAGAUAACAAAAAUAAUGAAGAAGAUAAAAAUAAUGAAACUGACAAAGAUGAUAAGAAUGACCAAGAAGAAACGACUGAAUUACAAGCAAGUAAUUCUGAGGACGGUGUACCUGCCAAAAAUUUUGUAAACUGUGAUAAAGACUUUAAAAAAUUUGAUUUUAUUAAGAAAACUGUAAAAAUAGCAAAAUUAAGUAAGUUUAAUAAGUGGAAGAAGAAUCGAACGGCGCAAUGUGGAAGUGCGAACUAUUUCCCAAUAUCUUUUCCUUUGCUGUACGGACCAGUUGAUGUCCUGGAUAAUACAGAAAUUGAAAGUACAACUCAAUUUCCUUACAAUGUUGUUUUUAAGCAUGCGAAUUAUGUGCUGAAGGACGACAAUUUGAUAAGUGCGGAACCUGCACAAUUUGAUUUAAUUCUUUGCCUAUCAGUAUCCAAAUGGUUACAUUUAAAUAAUGGUGAUGCUGGAUUGAAGAGAGCUUUCAAGAGAAUGUUUGCUCAGCUCAGGCCCGGUGGUAAGCUGAUUCUCGAAGCACAAAACUGGGCGAGCUAUAAGAAAAAAAAGAACCUUACUCGAAAUAUUUACAACAAUUAUCAGGCUAUUGAAUUCUUUCCCUGUAAGUUCCGGGAUUACCUGCUGUCACCGGAAGUUGGAUUCAGUCAGUGUAGUGUAUUAGGUGUACCUCAGCAUUUGAGUAAAGGUUUUAGGAGACCAAUACAGUUGUAUGUCAAAGGAGACUUUACCCCAAGCCAAGCCAUGUGGAGUGAUACUAGGAUGCCAUCAGCAUCACAAUAUGGUCAGCAAACAAAUACGCCAUCUGCUAAACGACCAGUUUAUACGGCACCAUUACCAGAUAUAAAGUCAGGAGCAAUGUUUUCAUAUUGGGGAUCUACACCGUACAGUUUGGCAUCACAUCAUACAAAUAAUAUAUUUGAUACAUCGCCAUUUUAUGCACCGGGUAGCGGAAGUUAUACACCCAGCUAUACUGAAGGUUGUCCACACCCUGGUCAACGGAAUGUGUACGCUCCGACUUGUGGUUCGAGGUGGAGCAGCCCUGCAACUACGUCGGGAACACCAUCACAGAGCCCUGCACAAAUCAAUGAUUUUACACCUAACGCCACACCAAACGCAACGCCACGAGGGCAUACACCAGGUCAUGCAGGGUGGCAUGACGCUCACCAGAGUAGAAAUGUCACUAGGGUGUACGCAGCUGUAUCUCCUGCACAAGGCACAUCGUAUCAACAGUCGUUGAGUUCGCCACGAUACUCCCCCCAAUGGAACGAAACGAAUAGUGACUAUUACGCUGGUGCGGAGUCGCCCAGCGCGAAUGCAUACAGCCCCCAAGAAGAUACAUCUCGAUCCAGUAACGAUCACCUGAUUACAAAUGAAAGCAGUUCAGCGAGUGUUGAAAACUCUCCCAGUGUUCAUAGUAAUAGUUUUAGAUCGGCCGACUCCCCUUCAAAUCAAGAUGACCAGGCCGUUCUUAAUGGUCAUGCAAGUGUUAUGAGCCCUAACCCAGCAGAAUGUGAUUCUAUAAAUGCUAGUCCAGUUUCUAAUUCCUAAAUUAUUGGGAGAACGAAUGUGAUGACAUUCCUUCAAAACUGAGACUCUUAAACUCUGCUUACUAAACGGAGUUGUUAAAUUAAUUAUGAUUAAUUGACAAAAGACAGUUGCAGUACAAUUCGUUUAUAAUAAAUUGAUUUUAGAGCUAUGGGCCUUAAGUAUGACUGAGUUUGUUCGAGACACAAUACUAUGAUGUAACGAUUAGAACUAGAACUUGGUUAUGUGUGAGGCAUUCGUUCUAUAUAUAAAUAUAUCUUGUUGUUUGUUUCGGAUUCAGAACUUUAAA
Messenger RNA from Ctenocephalides felis (cat flea), 3942 nucleotides. Its product is annotated as probable RNA methyltransferase bin3. Lineage: Eukaryota; Metazoa; Arthropoda; Insecta; Siphonaptera; Pulicidae. Gene Ontology annotation, molecular function: RNA methyltransferase activity; snRNA binding; O-methyltransferase activity. The transcript has 13 exons. The record is from RefSeq and is a predicted model, not a curated record. The coding region runs from base 114 to 3656 and encodes 1180 amino acids. Gene Ontology annotation, biological process: snRNA modification.